AUCUCGGGGGCGGUGUCGGACUUACAAGUUGCCUAUCAUUUUGGCGCCGACCAGCCAAGCGCUUCUCCAAUAAAAGUGACAGAUUCCUGACUAUUAACUUAAAAUAGGGCAGAGAAAAAGGUUAGACACAAUCAUGCCCAUCACCCUCAGGCUUGACGAUAAAACUGCCCCUCGGGAGGUCGUCGCCACCCCGCUAAGUGCGGCGGCCUUUGCCCCGUUCGGCGACGUGGUGCAGAACCCACGGCAAGACAUCCACCCGUCAAGCUUCACACCCGCCCGCCAGGAUGCACCACACAAUCCGGUGGCGGCAAACCAGGGCUUCGCCAUCAAGUACCAGCACCCGACGCGGCCGCUGAACCUGUACGCCCAGGCGCCGAGCCAGGAGCCUGGCGCCGCCGUCGUCAACGUCUUUGUGUGCGCGGCUCGCAAGAUCGACGAUGAUGUCGGGUUUCCCAUCCAGGUGCUGGAGCGGCACCCCUUCACCACGCAGACCUUCACGCCGAUGUCCCGCGAUGGUUCCGACGUGAGGUACCUCGUCAUUGUUGCGCCCAGCUUGGAGGCUGGUGCUGCGGACGAGGGCCUGCCGGUGCCCUCGUCAUCUGGGCCAUCGUGGACUCAUCCCGGUAGGGGCCUGCCCGACCUCGGUCGGCUCCAGGCCUUCAUCGCGACGGGCAGCCAGGCGGUGACUUAUGGGGCUGGAACUUGGCACGCGCCCAUGGUUGCCUUGGGGCCGGAAGGUACGAGUGUCGAUUUCUUCGUGACGCAGUUUGCCAAUGGGGUUGCGGUCGAGGACUGUCAAGAAGUUGUAUAUGUUUACGAUGACAAGGCCGGGGAGGCCUCGGCGCUGCAGCGGGCAGUAUCUGUACACUUGCCAACGAAACCGCCGGGUCUCUGGGAGCCUCGCAGUGGAGGCGCGAGACUUUGAAAAGGUGCUUCUGGCGCCCAAGUAGCAAAUUGACAACCUAAUGACAGGAAGACAGGGUGGUCUUGGAAUUCUGCUGAAUGAUGACCUGCAUUCAGAAAGUCGAUAAUACGUAUAAAACUAUUUUAAGUCAAACAUAUAUCAGGACUUAUGACUACACAAUAGCGCAUUGUGGACAGUA
This is a messenger RNA of Pyricularia oryzae 70-15, 1103 nucleotides long. Its product is annotated as ureidoglycolate hydrolase. Gene Ontology annotation, biological process: allantoin catabolic process. Gene Ontology annotation, molecular function: ureidoglycolate hydrolase activity; ureidoglycolate lyase activity. The coding region runs from base 134 to 925 and encodes 263 amino acids. NCBI's taxonomy places the organism in Eukaryota, Fungi, Ascomycota, Sordariomycetes, Magnaporthales, Pyriculariaceae. The transcript has a single exon. The record is from RefSeq and is a predicted model, not a curated record.